CUCCAUAGCAUCACACACACGCGACAAUGUCACCAAGACGAGGAGACGUAUCGCCGCUCUCACGCAAGCGGCGCGCGAGCGCCUCGCCCACCGCGGCGUCGAGCAGCACGCUGCCGAGCAACGACGACGACAACGAGCACCGCUGCGCCAUCUGUCUCAUGGGCCUGCGGGACCGCACCGCUGCCGGCGAGUGCGGGCACGAGUUCUGCUUCACCUGCAUCGGGGUCUGGGCGAACCAGGGGCGCCGGUGUCCGCUGUGCAGCGCGCCGAUGGGCACCGUGCUGCUGCACGACCUCGACGCUGACGUGCCGACAAAAUUCCACCUCCCCCCACUGCCAGAUCAGAGCAGCUUCCGCCGCCGAAGACCAGUCAAGGACGCGCUGCCGCCGGCGCCGGCGCUCGCGACCAGGCGGGGGGUGUACGAGCGGGGCGUGUGGGCGCUGCACGUCGCGUCGAACGCAUACACGAGCUUCAGCGCGAACCCGUCGCCGCGCGAGGUGGCCGCCGACGGCGCGAUCGCGCAGCGCGCGCGGACGUUCCUCGCCCGCGAGCUGCUCGUGUGGGCGCCGCCAGACGACGUGGCCGCGCUAGCCGACCACCUCGUCGGCCUGCUCCGCGCGGUGGAUGUGCGCUCGGACGCCGCGGUGCGCGUGCUGCACCCGCUCGUGGGCGGCACGUACGACCACGCGGCGGAGCACCUCGCACACGAACUGUACUCUUUCCUCCGGAGCCCGUUCGCCACGCUCGAGCAGUACGACAGCGCAGUGCAGUACCCCGACGCGCCGGCCACCAUUGGCGAAGCUCCGCGCCGCGCAAGGUCGGCAAGCGUGUCGACUAUCGACUCGGACGAAAGCCGCGCCCAGUGGUCGCCGCGCAGCCGGAGCCGCAGCAGGAGUCGAAGCCGCAGCCCAAGCAGGAGCAGGAGCCCCGGACCAGACCACUACGCGCCGCCGCCGCCGGCGCGCGGCGAGCGGCGGUGGGACGAGGCCGACUCGUGGGUCGACCCGGAGUACGCUGCGUGGCUGGAGCGCGAGCGGCGGCCUGCAGGACGGCGCGCGGACCGGUCCGCACGGCGCAGAGAGCAGAGACUGCGCGCGAGGGAGCGUCUCGAGGGCGAGCGCGAGCGGCGCGAGGGGCGCGAGCUGCUCCCCGACGCGGACGGGGGCGCGGCGUUCGAGCGCGCUGCCGCGUCUGCGGGCUUGUCGAUCCGCGGCACGGCCGAGCGCCGCGAGAGCCUGCUUGCGCGGUUACGCCAGGCCAAGGUCGAGCGCGAGGCUGUCGCGUCGGCGAGCGCGUCCCCGGAGCCUCCUGCUGCGCCGGCUGCGGCGGCUGCGGCGCCCGGGGAGAACGAGCGCCGCGCCAAGGAGCUCAAGGAGCGCUUGAUCGCCGAGCGCAAGGCUAAGAACUUGCGCGAGCACCUGCUUGCCCGGAAACGCGCCAAGACGGCCGCUGAGGACAAGGGCGACGAGGGCAAGGCCGAGGUCGUCGACGACACGGCCGCAGCAUUGUAG
Molecule: messenger RNA, 1511 nt
Organism: Vanrija pseudolonga
Lineage: Eukaryota; Fungi; Basidiomycota; Tremellomycetes; Trichosporonales; Trichosporonaceae
Gene: 61
Product: E3 ubiquitin-protein ligase IE61
Exons: 4
Coding region: 27-1511 (494 amino acids)
Biological process (GO): protein monoubiquitination; protein polyubiquitination
Molecular function (GO): ubiquitin protein ligase activity; metal ion binding
Source: RefSeq, a predicted model, not a curated record